This is a messenger RNA of Esox lucius (northern pike), 2911 nucleotides long. RefSeq names its product estrogen-related receptor delta (gene esrrd). Gene Ontology annotation, cellular component: nucleus. Gene Ontology annotation, biological process: regulation of DNA-templated transcription. The transcript is spliced from 7 exons. NCBI's taxonomy places the organism in Eukaryota, Metazoa, Chordata, Actinopteri, Esociformes, Esocidae. The record is from RefSeq and is a predicted model, not a curated record. Gene Ontology annotation, molecular function: steroid binding; sequence-specific DNA binding; nuclear steroid receptor activity. Bases 16 to 1521 code for a protein of 501 amino acids.
CCUGCAGCUAUAAUUAUGGCCCUCAUCUCCGUGGUGUCCUCGGUCUGUCACUACCUAUCUACCUUAGCUACCAAACCAGGACACUGGGAUAAAACUACUGAAUCGACGACUAUAUUUCCUCUACUGGAGACUUUCUUCCUCAUUAUGGAUCUAAAGGAUUUUUGCCUAAAUGAGAAUUUCCACUUCCUCAGCCAGCACAACCUACCCCACGACACCGACGACGCUCCUUCUCCGGAUGAUACAUGUAUCAAGACGGAUCCCCCCAGCCCGACCUUCGCCCUAGACACCAACACGCCCUUCAGUCCCAGCUCAGAUAGCAGUGGAUACAGCGUAUUCUCACAAGGUCACUCACUAGACCCGGAAUCCCCGAGUUCGGUGAGCAGCGGCAGCGGUGUCAGCGCGGCACCGGACUCUAGCAGUGCAUCUCACUUUCGCUCGGAGCGCAGUUUGACGCACUCAGCGCACAUUGACUCCAUCCUAAAAUGUGACUACCUGUCGUCGCUGGGUUCUGGACUGAAAAGGCUGUGCCUAGUUUGUGGCGACUUUGCGUCAGGUUACCACUACGGAGUAGCUUCAUGUGAGGCAUGCAAGGCUUUCUUCAAGAGGACAAUUCAAGGUAACAUCGAGUACAGCUGCCCCGUGGUGAAUGAGUGCGAGAUCACCAAGCGUCGCAGGAAGUCAUGCCAGGCGUGUCGCUUCCAGAAGUGCCUGCGUGCCGGCAUGAUGAAGGAAGGAGUUCGCAUGGACCGAGUGCGAGGAGGCCGUCAGAAGUACAAGAGGAAGGCGGACUCUGGCCUGACCCUUUACAUGAAAGCCCCAUAUGCACAACCCUUAAAGUCCAAUGGAAACAAAGUGAUAUCCCAGCUCCUCUUGACAGAGCCAGCCCCCCUGUGUGCUACUCCUGACAACUCAACCAAUGACAAUGACCGAAAAGCCCUGCUCACCCUUUGUGACCUACUAAAUCGGGAACUCCUGGUCAUGAUUGGCUGGGCCAAGCACAUCCCAGGCUUCUCCACUCUUUCAUUGGUGGACCAGAUGGCUCUGCUGCAGAGCGGUUGGAUGGAGACUCUGGUCCUGUCUGUGGUCUCUAGAUCUCUGGGCUACAGUCAGGAGCUGGUGUUUGCUGAAAACCUGCUUCUGGAUCAGUCCCAGUGCCGUGCGGCUGGACUCUCUGACCUCUACACUGCCCUGAGACAACUGACCACCAAGUACCAGCAGAUAAAUCCCAGCCAAGAGGAGGUGGUCACUCUUAAGGCGAUGGCCCUCGCCAACUCAGACGCAGAGAACCUGGAGAGCACGGAGGCGGUGCAGCGUUUCCAGGACGGGCUUCACGAGGCCCUGCAGGAGUACGAGAGCUCCCAGUACCCGGCGGAGCUCCACCGGGCAGGGAAGCUGCUGAUGACCCUCCCCCUGCUGCGGCAGACCGCCAAUCGGGCCGUGGACACCUUCUGUCGUCUCCACCUGGAGGGCCGCGUGCCAAUGCAGAAACUUUUCCUUGAGAUGCUGGAUGCCAAAAUAUGAGUGUUACACCUCCCGAUGGCUCCCAGGGAGUGUGCCAGGGCGUGUAGGGGGACGUAGGGCCCCGGGGGGGGGGUUGGGUCAGAGGUUCAGGGGACCGGGUUGGUCACUUUACACCGUGGAACCACACUGAUGAGAGCUGCGUAGAACUGUUGAGUGAAAGCACUUGUUUCUCAUUAGGUUUAAAGUCACAUCUUGUAGAUUAAUAUAUUUUUAUACUUUUUAAGGAGCGUGUGUAAAAAAAAUUAACAAAUAUUCUGUCACAGGGAUUUUUCCAGCCAUUUUAUUUAAUUGAUGUAAACGGAUGUGACUUGUGAAACGUAGCACAUACAGUAGAACAAUGUCUGUUGACCAAGUAGCUGCCCUUUAGUGCAAAGCUGUGUAAGACCGGCUGCAUUUCCAUUAGGACUGCUGUAAUUACAAACAGCCACCAAUCAAUCUGAAUCAACUGCCUUAUACUGUACAAAUACUUGUAUUUAUGUAUUUAUUACGACUGUUGCACAAAGACAAAAUGCUUUCAUACUAGUUUGUAUGCAUGUGAUUAAAAGUCAUUAUUCAACAUGUUUAGUGGGAUUUAACGAAGUGCAAAUGUGUUUAAAGACAAAUAAUAUAGUCAUAAAAACUAGAAAUGAGAUUCACCAAUACUGUAUACAAAAUGCACAAACAGCAGGGAGGGAAAAAUGGCCCAUGUUACAUGUUACCAGGUCUUGCCAGUGGAACCAGUGAACUAAACAUAGAAAUGGAAGCACAUGAUAGUAUUGAGAUAAUGCUUUAUUUAGCUUGUGACAAAGUGUGUAAUAAUGCUGUAAUAAUAAAAAAAAACAAAUGCUACCAAAGUGAGAAAAACAAAAACAGAAGAGUUGGACAUGACAGAAAACAGAGGAAGACAUUUGAACAGCCUUCUUUUCCUGACCUACUGGUGUUCAAAGUCCUGGCAAACAGGUUGCCAUAUUCACUGACUGGUUAUUUUUACAUUGCAACAUAGAACAUUCAAUACAAGGAAAACAAGCUAAUAUACCAUAAUAGUAAAAAAAAAAAAAAAUUAUAGUGGUUCAGAAAAAGCACAAAGGGAUUAACCUCUACCUGAGUAUGGCAGCAUGGCUAUUGUCAAGUUAAGGCACUCGUAGAGCUAAACUAGAACAUACACUGUGUCUUAAGCCAAUUACAAAUCUUUACCGAUGCCUCCACAAGUUGCUAUUCCUCCCAAAAUACACGCAAGUAAAUGGGUUUUAAAUCAUAAUGGAAGAUAUAAAACACUUGUGCCUAAGGCACUGGAUCCACAUCUUGGGAAAUAGUUAAUGAUACUAAAUGGCAAUAUGCUAGGGAGAUGCAGUGACUUGCAUAAAUGCUGACACCUUCUACUUUCUAUGUAUAUAACAUUGAAAAAACUGAA